Molecule: messenger RNA, 1647 nt
Organism: Pyrus x bretschneideri (Chinese white pear)
Lineage: Eukaryota; Viridiplantae; Streptophyta; Magnoliopsida; Rosales; Rosaceae
Product: acetyl-coenzyme A synthetase, chloroplastic/glyoxysomal
Exons: 12
Coding region: 67-1563 (498 amino acids)
Biological process (GO): acetyl-CoA biosynthetic process
Molecular function (GO): acetyl-CoA synthetase activity
Source: RefSeq, a predicted model, not a curated record
CGAAGAGGAGGAAAAAGGAGGACUUCUUUAUGGGCGUCGCUCAGAUUUAAAUCCUGCGGUUGGGACAUGGAAUCAUCAACGCCUGAUCAUGCCGAUCAUCAUGCUGCUAACAACAACAACAAGAAGCCUCGUAAUAAUCCAAAUUUGAUUACGACAAGCGAUCACCUGCGGCAUGUGGAGUCGAUGGCCACAAUGCCUUCCGGCGCCGGAAACAUUUCCCACCUGAACGCUGUCAUUCUCGGAGAAUCUCUCGCUUCUGAAGAGAACGAUCUCGUCUUUCCCAGCGACCACUUCUCCCGUCAGGCCCACGUCUCCUCUCCCCAACAGUAUCUGGAGAUGUACAAACGGUCCAUCGAGGAUCCCGCCGGAUUUUGGUCCGACAUCGCUGCCACCUUCUUUUGGAAACAGAAAUGGGGCCAACCUGUGUACUCGGAGAAUCUUGAUGUCAGGAAAGGCGAUAUCCGAAUUGAGUGGUUCAAGGGCGGUAUCACCAACAUUUGCUACAAUUGCCUUGACACAAAUGUUGAAGCUGGACUUGGUGACAAAAUUGCCUUCUACUGGGAAGGCAGUGAGCUUGGUGUUGAUGCCACAUUAACUUACACCCAGCUUCUCAAGAACGUUUGCCAGCUUGCGAACUAUUUGAAAGAUGUUGGAGUUAAAAAGGGUGAUACUGUUGUGGUUUACCUGCCCAUGUUAAUGGAACUUCCAAUUACAAUGCUUGCUUGUGCUCGCAUUGGUGCCGUUCACUCGGUUGUCUUUGCCGGAUUUUCUGCAGAAUCUCUUGCUCAAAGGAUUGUAGAUUGCAAACCGAAAGUUGUAAUCACUUGCAAUGCUGUUAAAAGAGGUUCUAAGGUUAUCCACCUCAAAGAUAUAGUUGAUGCUGCCCUUAUAGAAUCAUCCCAAAGUGGGGUUUCUGUAGAUGUAUGCUUAACUUAUGAAAAUCAAUCGGCUAUGAAGAGGGAAAGUACUAAAUGGCUUGAAGGAAGGGAUGUAUGGUGGCAGGAUGUCAUACCUAAAUAUCCAACUACUUGUGCAGUGGAGUGGGUUGAUGCAGAAGAUCCACUUUUUCUGCUCUAUACCAGUGGGAGCACUGGUAAACCGAAGGGAGUUCUCCACACAACUGGAGGAUAUAUGGUGUACGCUGCCACAACAUUUAAGUACGCAUUUGAUUACAACUCAUCUGACAUCUACUGGUGUACAGCUGACUGUGGUUGGAUCACCGGGCACAGCUAUGUCACUUAUGGACCCCUGCUUAAUGGAGCAACUGCUGUUUUAUAUGAAGGGGCUCCAAAUUAUCCUGAUCCUGGACGCUGUUGGGAUGUUGUUGAUAAAUACAAGGUGACCAUAUUUUAUACUGCCCCCACAUUAGUGCGGUCCCUUAUGCGUGAUAGUGACGAGUAUGUUACACGAUACUCGCGAAAAUCGUUACGGGUCCUUGGAAGUGUAGGCGAGCCUAUUAACCCAAGUGCAUGGAGGUGGUUUUUCAAUGUGGUUGGAGAUUCAAAAUGUCCUAUUUCUGACACUUGGUGGCAAACUGAAACUGGUGGCUUCAUGGUAUUGUAGUACUGUUCUUAUAUAGUUUUUAUCCCUUGCACCAUUGACUGGUGUUAAGCAGAAAUGUUAGUGGCACGGGAAAAUUCCUCAAGA